AUGCCUUCACCAGGUGAUCCCCCAUCUUCUACAAUGCCGCUUCACACUCGCAGCUCGGCAAACGAAAUGCCAGUCCUUCCGGUUGAAGUUAUCAUGCUAAUAUACGACAACGUGAUCGAAUAUGACCCCGAGCGACAGAUCGGAGACACCAUGUUGACAAAGGAAUCCCGCUCGACAAUCUAUGCCAUGCGAUCCGUCUCAAGGAAGUUUCUCAACGCAGGAAACGCUGCAAUGGGUCAAGCUAUCGCGAGUCGGCAAACGUCCAUAUCUCCUGGCGAGCUCUCGAACCUCCUCAACAUCAUGGAGCAGAAUCCCAAGCUCGCAAGUAACACCAAAGCUCUGUCUAUUAAGCCUGGGAGAGUGGACGAAACGGUCUUCGAUGCUCUCAACCAACAGUUGUCAAGUGCGACAAGCGACGCGCAGGCCGAGGCUGUUAGAGCGAACAUUGGGCAGUUGGAGUGUAUGUCCCGUAAAUACAAGAAGUUCAUCGAAGAUGGACAAGACAUCAACCUGCUAGUCCGGAUCGUCUCGCUCUUACCUAACCUCAGCACCAUCUACCAGUACCAAAUGUCUGGCUUCUGCGAGAGGAUCGGUAAUCGACGGUUGGUCUUCGAAGAACGACUUGGUAAACCGGACGGCUUGGGUAGGUUUGGGACGCACCUGGCCUAUGACAACAGUGGUGCGCUUAUGCCCACACUGAAAUCUAUCCGGCAAAUAAUCGACUUGAGUGGUUCCGAUUACCCUACCCGAGAGUCGCUGGUUCGCUGGGAUGUGCGCACUCAGCGCACAGAGAAGGAAUCUCCAACCAUAGCCAGCAACAUCAAGGAGCUCUCCGUUGUAGUCAAGUGCGGUGACUACCCCUUGACUUUUAGGGCGCCUCCCCAUCACAUGGGCUUAUACGUGGACCUGUAUACCAAUCUCGAAAAGCUGGAGCUGACUUUCGAUGAUUCCAACGGCUCCCAGCCUGACUUGGAUUGGCUCCUGGCCGCAGCAGUCUCUCCUGGCAGACUCAAAAAGCUACGAUCCAUCUUCUUGGACCCGGGUUUGCGCGGAACCGACUCCGUUCCGUUCAUAAUCGCCCGGCUUGGUUGUCGGUCUCUUCGGCAUGCCCGAGUCAGACUGAACACCCCGAGUCUCGAAAUUCUGCAAUCUAUGUGGUUCAUAAUUCGAAUGUGGGGCCCAUCCUUACUGAAGACCUUGGUAAUAGAGUUCUCUGUUUCAGUCGACAUCCACUCAGAUCCUGAGCUGACUUAUCCCUUCCUGGCAGAACGCAUCUACAUUGCGCGUUCGGAGGGUCCAUGUGAGCUCUGGACACCUCCUCACCCUUUUGGUAAGCAGAAGGAGGUACUCUGGAUGCCGAAGGAUGGAGAUUGGUCUCGAGUCACGCUCGCAAGACCUGAGGAUAACUAA
Messenger RNA from Aplosporella prunicola CBS 121167, 1410 nucleotides. RefSeq lists its product as uncharacterized. The transcript has a single exon. The coding region runs from base 1 to 1410 and encodes 469 amino acids. The record is from RefSeq and is a predicted model, not a curated record. NCBI's taxonomy places the organism in Eukaryota, Fungi, Ascomycota, Dothideomycetes, Botryosphaeriales, Aplosporellaceae.